AUGUCUUUGCUAACUUAUAAAUAUUACGAUACGCCGGAAGGUCAGGAUAUAUUCAAAAAAACCUUCGUGACGACAAAAUAUGCAAUCCUAGCAAGUUUACCUGUAGCUACUUUUGAUGUGCUCCUCUAUUCCCACCCCAAGGGAAUCUUCCAGACUGUUAUGCGGUAUGGAUUUUAUCUUGGACCAGCGAUUAGCAUGGCAACAGCUUUUACUUUAACUACCAAUAUUGCUCAGAAUGUAAGAGGUAAAAAUGAUGAGUUCAACUACUUCUUGGGUGGAGCAGCUGCUGGAGCAGUAUUUGCUUCUCUGCGUAGACAGCCAGUUAUUGCUGUACCUGCAGCUAUUGUUCUAGGAGCCUGCGGUAUAGUGAAGAAAAUUGGUAUAGACAAUGACUUCACCUUCUUCCCUAAGCUGCAUUCAGGGAAAGAAUCUAUAAACUCAGUAAGGAGAGAUUGGACCUUUGUUAAAGAUAUAGAUGAAUUAAAGAAUUGGGAAAAAGGUAAUUAA
Molecule: messenger RNA, 507 nt
Organism: Pieris macdunnoughi
Lineage: Eukaryota; Metazoa; Arthropoda; Insecta; Lepidoptera; Pieridae
Source: the annotation of a GenBank genome assembly